This is a messenger RNA of Parnassius apollo (apollo), 654 nucleotides long. The record is from the annotation of a GenBank genome assembly. Lineage: Eukaryota; Metazoa; Arthropoda; Insecta; Lepidoptera; Papilionidae.
AUGAAGCCGUCUUACAUAUUUUUGAUAAAUGACUAUGGAUUGUAUAAUUACGAAAGCAGUCCACCAUACGGACACGGCUAUGAACAACAAAUUCAUGAUACUGGCAAUUACGGAUACCAUGCAUUUGAUCAUCAUAGUCCAGAUAAUUAUCACUCUGGUUAUCACAGUCACCACUUAGACUAUCACGACGGACAACACCAUGUGGGUUACUUCAAUAAAAACUACGAUCACACUCUGCUAGCUAAAACAAUACUAUGGCCAUUAGCUGGAAUUGCACUUCUUGGAGCAGCAGCCUCCCUUAUCAGCAACCCAGUCUUACUUCAACUUGGUGUAAUCUCCGGUCGACGAAAACGACGUGAUACUGAAGAAGUAACAGGACCUGAUUUAAAUGUAGAUUUCAAUAGAUUACCUCAAAAUCUAGUAAUUAUUAAAAAAAUUAAUACAGAACGGAAGAAAGAUAAUUUACGAUUGUAUUUAAAUAAUUUUCCUGCAAUGAAAGGAGUCUCAAUGGAAAAUAGAAAACAAGCGCUAGAAAACGUCGCUUCUACAGAAACGUCUGUGUCCGAUAGUAGUCUAGAUAUUCCUAAGAGAAGCUCAAAAUUUACGAGAGAAGAUAAUUUCAUUCCAAUACCACUAAAAAUAAAACCAACGUAA